GUCAGGGAAUAAUCCCACUCCCAGCCGCGAAGGCGUCUGGGAACGGGAGUUCCGUGGUAGGCACAGGCCAAGGCCGUCCGGGGGUCAGCGGCGCCUGCGCGGGCGCAGUCCUGCCUCCGGGCAGAGAAUGCGCAAGCAGAACCUUCCUCUCCAGCGGAAGUAUACGCGGGGCCACUGAGAAGUGACCUGAGUCAGCAUCUCCACCUUUCUUUACUUACAGGACUCUGUUUAGAUGGCGAUUCCGGCCCAGUGAAUCUGAGGGCCAGACCUCGACCUCAUAAAGCAUGAGCGCCUUCUGUUCACACUGUGGCAAAAGUAUCAAAACAGCGUUCAAAUUCUGCCCCUACUGCGGAAAGCCUUUGUCUACAGAGAAGCCUGAGGAGUCCCAGACCUUGGUCAGACCGCCUGUGUCAUCCUUCAAAGGCUCAAAGAGAGAGAAGAACACCAGUUCUGAACUCUCUCCCAAGAAAGUGAAAUGGUCCGGCUGUGUCACUUCUCCUCCAUCAUCCCUCUCCUCUGACUAUGACAGUUCUGGGUCUGAACAUACCUCGAGUCCCUGUAAGAAACACAAAGGGCCCCAGAAAACACCUCCCACCCCCAAAAGCAACCUGCAGACAAUAAGAAGAAGCCCUCAGACACUGAAGCGGAGCCGUUUGACCAACACGCUUAAUGCUUUGCCCACGGGGAUGGUGCUGACAGACAAGAAUGGACGCCACUGGAAGCUGGGCCUCCUCCAGAGCAGGGACGACCAGGGCAUUCUCUAUGAAGCUGAGUCCUUCUCCACCGGUGAGUCCAUCAGCGAGUCAAGUGCCCAGAAACAAAGAUUUUCACUUAAACUAGAUGCCAAGGACGGGCGCUUGUUCAAUGAGCAGAACUUCUUCCAGCGGGCGGCCAAGCCUUUGCAAGUGAACAAGUGGAAGAAGCUGUACUUGACGCCCCUGCUGGCCAUCCCCACCUGUGUCGGUUUUGGCAUUCACCAGGAGACGUACAGGUUCUUGGUGUUCCCCAGGCUGGGGAGGAGCCUUCAGUCGGCCCUGAAUGACAACCGGAAGCAUAUAAUACCCAUGCUGUCUGUGUUCCAGAUGGCCUACCGGCUGCUGGAUGCCCUGGAGUUCCUCCACGAGAAUGAGUAUGUUCACGGAAAUGUGACAGCUGACAAUAUCUUUGUGAACCCAGAUGACCUGAGCCAGGUGACCCUGGCAGGUUAUGGCUUCGCCUUCCGCUAUUCCCCGGGGGGCAGACAUGUGGCCUACGUGGAAGGCAGCAGGAGCCCCCAUGAGGGGGACCUGGAGUUCAUGAGCAUGGACGUGCACAAGGGAUGCGGCCCCUUCCGCCGCAGUGACCUCCAGACCUUGGGCUACUGUCUGCUGAAGUGGAUCUACGGGACCCUGCCGUGGACAAAAUACCUUCUCGACGUGGAGGCUAUCAUGAAGCUGAAACAGAAGUUCCUUGACGACCCGGAGGCCCUCGUGGGACACUACAGUUGCCGGAUGAGUCCCUCAGAGGCGCCGCAGGAGUACCUGAAGGACUACCUGAAGGCGGUGAUGGCGCUCAGGUACGACGAGAAGCCGCCCUACGCCGUGCUGCGGCUCAAAUUGGAAGCCCUGCUGAAGAAGCUGCGGGUGUCGGCCUACGACCCCCUGGACCUCCACGUGGCGCCAUAGAACUUUCAACUCCCAGCCUGAAAUAGAAAAAAAAAAAGUGAGAAGAAUUGUGACUCCAAGCCUGCUGUAGAUGAGCUUCUAGAAAGAUCCCUCGAAUGUGCAUUCCUGCCACUUCUUUCAAAGAUACUGCUUGUCAAUCUCGAUGAGCGUCAGGGAACCUGGCAGCUGGGCUCCCCGUACUGUGAACGGCCUCCCCCUGGCUGCCCCGUCCUUUCCGCCGGCAGCCGCUGGGGGUGUGAACGGAGAAGGUCCCCAACCCACAGACGGGGUUGAGCCGGCCCCUCAGCGGGACCCUUCCUAUCACUGGCACCACUGUGCUUUGGUAAUAAAUUGUUUCACUGGAGCUUGGAGAGUUGCGUACCUGCAAAAGAAGUUCCUCGUGAAAAAGUUUAGCUCCCUUUUUUUGCCCAC
Messenger RNA from Pteronotus mesoamericanus, 2075 nucleotides. It is a transcript of the gene VRK3, whose product is annotated as VRK serine/threonine kinase 3. The coding region runs from base 285 to 1664 and encodes 459 amino acids. The record is from RefSeq and is a predicted model, not a curated record. Gene Ontology annotation, biological process: signal transduction; peptidyl-serine phosphorylation. Gene Ontology annotation, cellular component: cytoplasm; nucleus. Lineage: Eukaryota; Metazoa; Chordata; Mammalia; Chiroptera; Mormoopidae. The transcript is spliced from 15 exons. Gene Ontology annotation, molecular function: protein serine/threonine kinase activity; ATP binding.